GGCACAUUGGCGGCCAGGGCCAGUCCGCCCGCCUGCUCGCGCUCUCCUCCUCUGUCCCCGCUUGGUUGCAUUGCCGGCCUCCUAGCCUUGCUCCCUUCCUACUCGUGGUGUCUCUGCUCCCUUAGCCUCAGACCCCGCCACCCGGGUUCCCAGAGGGAAUUGCACUUCGGCAGAGUUGAAUGAAUGAAGAGAGACGCGGAGAACUCAUAAGGAGUAGAUCCGACAGGCUGGAUUCCCCACUGCCUUUCUAAAAAUCUUCGAAACUUUGUCCUUCAUUGAAUUACGACACUGUCCACCUUUAAUUUCCUCGAAAACGCCAGUAACUCGGCUGAAGCCAUGCCUUGUGUUCAGGCGCAGUAUGGGUCCUCGCCUCAAGGAGCCAGCCCCGCUUCUCAGAGCUACAGUUACCACUCUUCGGGAGAAUACAGCUCCGAUUUCUUAACUCCAGAGUUUGUCAAGUUUAGCAUGGACCUCACCAACACUGAAAUCACUGCCACCACUUCUCUCCCCAGCUUCAGUACCUUUAUGGACAACUACAGCACAGGCUACGACGUCAAGCCACCUUGCUUGUACCAAAUGCCCCUGUCCGGACAGCAGUCCUCCAUUAAGGUAGAAGACAUUCAGAUGCACAACUACCAGCAACACAGCCACCUGCCCCCCCAGUCCGAGGAGAUGAUGCCGCACUCCGGGUCGGUUUACUACAAGCCCUCUUCGCCCCCGACGCCCACCACCCCGGGCUUCCAGGUGCAGCACAGUCCCAUGUGGGACGACCCGGGGUCCCUCCACAACUUCCACCAGAACUACGUGGCCACCACGCACAUGAUCGAGCAGAGGAAAACGCCGGUCUCCCGCCUCUCCCUCUUCUCCUUUAAGCAGUCACCUCCAGGAACCCCGGUGUCCAGCUGCCAGAUGCGCUUCGACGGGCCCCUCCACGUCCCCAUGAACCCGGAGCCGGCGGGCAGCCACCACGUGGUGGACGGGCAGACCUUCGCUGUGCCCAAUCCUAUCCGCAAGCCUGCGUCCAUGGGCUUCCCCGGCUUGCAGAUCGGCCACGCGUCGCAGCUGCUCGACACGCAGGUGCCCUCGCCGCCGUCGCGGGGCUCCCCGUCCAAUGAAGGGCUGUGCGCCGUGUGCGGUGACAACGCCGCCUGCCAGCAUUAUGGCGUGCGCACCUGCGAGGGCUGCAAAGGCUUUUUUAAGCGCACAGUACAGAAAAACGCAAAAUACGUGUGUUUAGCAAAUAAAAACUGUCCAGUGGACAAGCGGCGCCGGAAUCGUUGUCAGUACUGCCGGUUUCAGAAGUGCCUGGCUGUUGGGAUGGUCAAAGAAGUGGUUCGCACCGACAGUUUAAAAGGCCGGAGAGGUCGUUUGCCCUCGAAACCGAAGAGCCCCCAGGAGCCCUCUCCCCCCUCGCCCCCGGUGAGUCUGAUCAGUGCCCUGGUGAGGGCCCAUGUCGACUCCAACCCGGCUAUGACCAGCCUGGACUAUUCCAGGUUCCAGGCGAACCCUGACUAUCAGAUGAGUGGAGAUGACACUCAGCAUAUCCAGCAGUUCUAUGAUCUCCUGACUGGCUCCAUGGAGAUCAUCAGGGGCUGGGCCGAGAAGAUCCCCGGCUUCGCAGACCUGCCCAAAGCCGACCAGGACCUGCUUUUUGAAUCGGCUUUCCUAGAACUGUUUGUCCUGAGAUUAGCUUACAGGUCCAACCCAGUGGAGGGUAAACUCAUCUUUUGCAAUGGGGUGGUCUUGCACAGGUUGCAAUGCGUGCGUGGCUUUGGGGAAUGGAUUGAUUCCAUUGUUGAAUUCUCCUCCAACUUGCAGAAUAUGAACAUCGACAUUUCUGCCUUCUCCUGCAUUGCUGCCCUGGCUAUGGUCACAGAGAGACACGGGCUCAAGGAACCCAAGAGAGUAGAAGAGUUGCAGAACAAGAUUGUAAAUUGCCUCAAAGACCACGUGACUUUCAAUAAUGGGGGGUUGAAUCGCCCCAACUAUUUGUCCAAACUGUUGGGGAAGCUCCCAGAACUGCGUACCCUUUGCACACAAGGGCUACAACGCAUUUUCUACCUGAAACUGGAAGACUUGGUACCACCACCAGCAAUAAUUGACAAACUUUUUCUGGACACUUUACCUUUCUAAGACCUCUUCCCUUGUACAUCAAAUGAACUGGAAAGAAACCUAAACUGUCCAGAGGGGGAAAGGCAUAUGGGCAGGGAUAGUACCCUGAACUGCCUCAGCUCUAGCUGCCCUCACCCCUUCUGCAAACCCUCCCAGCCCUUUGAUCCCUAAAGAAAAAAAACAAAAACAAAAACAAAAAAACUGUUGCUAUUUCCUAACCUGCAGGCAGAACCUGAAAGGGCAUUUUGGCUCCGGGGCAUCCUGGAUUUAGAACACGGACUACACACAAUACAGUGGUAUAAACUUUUUAUUAUUAGUUUAAAAUUCAGUUUAUUGUUCAGAAGAAAGAUUCCUAAUGUAUAGUGGGAAAUGUUUGGCCUUUCUUGGUUGUUUGAAUUAAGACAAAUGUAAUACACAUACACACAUAUAUUAAGGAGACCCACGAGUAUCGCCCUUUAAAAGACUUCAAAGUUUUCUGCUGUAAAGAAAGCUGUAAUAUAUAGUAAAACUAAAUGUUGCGUGGGUGGCAUGAGUUGAAGAAGGCAAAGGCUUGUAAAUUUACCCAAUGCAGUUUGGCUUUUUAAAUUAUUUUGUGCCUAUUUAUGAAUAAAUAUUAAAAAUUCUAAAA
Orycteropus afer afer is the source of this 2740-nucleotide messenger RNA. NCBI's taxonomy places the organism in Eukaryota, Metazoa, Chordata, Mammalia, Tubulidentata, Orycteropodidae. The record is from RefSeq and is a predicted model, not a curated record.